CAAAAUUUUGUGUUGAUCAGUAAAAAUGAUAAGAAAAAAGUUUUUAACCGCUUUGGAACUACAGGCAGAAGUAGAUAGUUGGAGUGACGAAGAUGAAUCCGGUGGAUAUGCAGAUGAAAUAAAUAUCAUUAUUGCGCCACCUGAAAAAGUGGAUGCUGUCAGUGAUACGGAAGAACUAGAUGACAAUAUUCAAAUUACCACAGAUGUCGAAAGGUUUCCUCAAGAAGUAGCCGGCAGUUUUGAAGUGGAAUAUAUAUAUAACGACGGCAAUAAAAACUUGGUGAAAAUCGCAGACGACGGUCUCAAUUUGCAGCCAUCCACAUCGAAAGCGGCACAAGAAACUCGCAAAGUGAUUGAAUCACAAAACCCAAAGUGGAGCCACCGGCAAAACUACGAGUUUGGCAAGGAACCUUUUGAUAAUACUGCAAGCUCACAUAAGGAGCUAUAUGAGAAGAUUGGAUCAAUGUCUCCACUUCAGUUGUGGAAUUGCUUCAUAGAUGAUGAGGUACUUAUGCUUGUUGUAGAUAGCACAAAUGGGUAUGCUGCACAAAAUAAAGAUCCUGAAUUUGUCACAACAAUGGACGAAGUAAAGAGUUUCCUUGGCAUUUUGUACAUUACUGGCUAUCAUACCUUGCCUAACAUACCAGCAUAUUGGUCUAAUAGGGAAUGUCUAGGUUGUGAAUAUAUAAAGAGAUCUAUGAGCCGAGACAGAUUUAAAUAAAUCAAGAAAUAUAUACACGUUUGUG
Molecule: messenger RNA, 746 nt
Organism: Rhagoletis zephyria (snowberry fruit fly)
Lineage: Eukaryota; Metazoa; Arthropoda; Insecta; Diptera; Tephritidae
Molecular function (GO): sequence-specific DNA binding
Source: RefSeq, a predicted model, not a curated record